AUGCACGAGUUGCUUCUCUACGGCCAAGUGUCGGUCGCUCGCCAUGAUCAGGUCUUGAAAAUUCUUGCGGGGUUUGCUGCCAUGCAGCCCCGCCGCGUACUCCAGCGGCGCAUCAUCUAUAAGCCUGAGCGCGAGCCUGAGGAGCCUGGCUCCCACUUGCGCCGCGGUGGGACUCAGAAUGUUGCUGUGAAACAGAAGCAACAGAGCACGACGCCUACGCAGCUCUACUUCACCCACUUGGUGCAGAUUCUUUCGGAUGAGGACUUUGGGCGAGGUGACAGUAAAGCAAGUGACACCCUAUCUGCAGAUGUGGACUUUGAGGGUGGCGAAGAGCCACGAUGGUCGACUCUGUUCGAGGACAUACCAGACACUGGAGACAGAGGGGUCUCCAUUCGCUUCACCAACAGUAUCGAUCUCAUUGGAGGAGAUCCUCAUACCUUCAUGACUACCUCAGGACCUAACCGCUUCGUCACUGAGUACUAUGUCGAAGGACACCGCUUUGUUCACGGUAACGUCGUCAUCUUCCUGCACCGCAUACUUCACGAGCCCGCCGUUCGAAAUCUACAAACGAGACCCAAGGUCAACCCACCAGCGUUCGAUGCUUUGCAACUGUUGGAUCAGAGCGGCACCUAUGUCCUCGAGGCAAAGGUGCGCGUGCAAGACUUCAAAGAUGCGUCUGUGCUGGAGUUGGGUGUCAAUGAGCUCAAGGCAUUUCAGACUUCAAUGGGAGGCUGUGUAGAACUGUCGUUACCUGACCGUCUCACUAUGGACACGAGGGUCAAGUAUAAGCUGGCACCAGGAGUCGUCACGAAGGCGCAACAAGCGCAGGCACAGGCCUUGCAGAAUCUGUGA
This is a messenger RNA of Didymella exigua CBS 183.55, 852 nucleotides long. RefSeq lists its product as uncharacterized. The transcript is spliced from 2 exons. The record is from RefSeq and is a predicted model, not a curated record. Gene Ontology annotation, biological process: regulation of transcription by RNA polymerase II; termination of RNA polymerase II transcription. Bases 1 to 852 code for a protein of 283 amino acids. Gene Ontology annotation, cellular component: core mediator complex; mediator complex. NCBI's taxonomy places the organism in Eukaryota, Fungi, Ascomycota, Dothideomycetes, Pleosporales, Didymellaceae. Gene Ontology annotation, molecular function: transcription coregulator activity.